AUGUUGGUUAAGUUUACAGAUGAUACACACAAAAAUAAGGGAAAGAUAGUUAAUACGGGAACAGAUAAUUGUGAUGGUUUGUCACAUAUUUCAGAAUAUGUUACAUUUAGAAAAAGCGAAGAAGAACAAAUGAAAAGAUUUAAAUUGUUAUUUUUGGAGCUGGAUAUUGCACAAGUUGAUGUUCCUUGUGAGGGUGUGAAAAAACUUUCUCAGCUGCUGAAGCUUUACGCCAGAUACAACGAUGAACUUUAUUCUCUGCUAACAACUAAUUCUAAGAUAAGUGAGGCAGAGUAUUUUAGUAGUGAAAGUGUGAAAUGUGUAGGUUGUAGGCAUUCUCAUCGUAAUAGCUGUUUUAUUGUGCAAAAUGUGAUCGAUAAUUUAUUUGUAAACUCAUUAGAAAUGCUGUACGGAAACAAAGUUGUUGACAAGUGUUUGCUUUUUUCUGAGUUUACAAGCCUUUGUGGGUAUUUUGUGCAGUUCCACAACAAUGUAACAAAAAUAUUGCUGCGUGAUAAAGCGAUCACGAUAUAUCUUGUCAGCAGAAUCGAAAACAUUGCAACAUCAUGCAUAAAACUGACGGAUAAAGGAGAUAAUCCGUUCGAUAACAAACAGAAUAUGCUGAGACAGAUCGUUUAUCGUUCCUUUGUUCGUACAUUUCUGUUUUCACAACUUCUUUAUGUCUUCAGAGUUGAGUCAAGCGUUAUUUCUAAGUACGUAUUUUUUUCCGAGUUGGAGUAUACUUGCUCAACAGUUUGUGGUGCGAGUAAUCCUGAUACUGUUUGCGAUACUUUUUUGGAAGGAUAUGAGCCUCUAUUCUUUUUGCUGUCCGGUUUAUUUGACAAGAUUGGAUUUACAAAAUAUGAUUGUCUCGCUACUUGGGAUAAGAAUCUAAGCAUGGAGCACUUAAAUGGAAAAUACAUUCUUGAGCAGAUUCUUUGUAUCCAUUCACGUCAUAUGAAAGAGAGAUUAGGACAAAACGUAAAAUGGUUGUAUGGAUAUAUUGGACAGUAUCUCUCCACAAGCUAUUCUGAGAGGCGAGAUGAAAUACUUAAGAAAAUUGAGGAGUUGGAUUAUAACAACUUUGAACAUAUGGCACAGCAAGUUUGUGAUCUUUAUAAGUGUGUUAGAGGACAUCUGGAAGAGUUGAUACGGCGGUAAGUAACACCCAG
Vavraia culicis subsp. floridensis is the source of this 1169-nucleotide messenger RNA. RefSeq lists its product as uncharacterized. The transcript has a single exon. Lineage: Eukaryota; Fungi; Microsporidia; Pleistophoridae. The coding region runs from base 1 to 1158 and encodes 385 amino acids. The record is from RefSeq and is a predicted model, not a curated record.